CCCCCACCCUCUUCCCCCUCACGGCCCCUGGCUUCCUUCACCCACUGGUCACUCUCUCCCUCCGUCUCGCCGCUGAUUUCCUUGUCCCUCAAACUUCCACCUUGGAUCUAAUUUUCCUCUUUUCCCCUCCACCUUAUCUUUAAUUUUUCUCUCCCUCCCUCAAACCUCCACCUUGUGUCUUAGUUUCCCUUUCUCCCUCAAACCCCUCCCUUGUCUGAUUUCCUCCCUCCCUCAAGUCAAAGACUUCCACCUUGUGUCAACCCGCUUCCCCCACCCUUCAUAUUUCCCUGGCUUUUCUUCCUUGCUUUCUCCCGUCCCUUUAAAAGAGACGAACAAAAAGGAAGACACUGCAACCUUUAAGUCUUCCUGUUUUAUUACUCAACGUUUUGGGGGAUUUUUACAAUUUUAUAUUGAUAUAUAAAAGACGCACUUUUUAUUCAAUUUGGGGUUCGCCUCCCAGUGUUUCUCUUCAGUUAAUUGUUUUUGUUGCGGGUUGGGGUUAAAGGGUUUCUCUCCCCACUCUGGAUUUGUCAGCUCACCUCCCCAAAGCAGAGAGGAAAGGCCUUCCCGUAUCUUUCUCUUCUCAAUGUGUCGUCCGCACUCUCUCUCGUUUAAUUCUUAACUAAAAUCCUCAAAAUAACCCACCUGUUCUGGAGGUGCAACAUCGUUUUAUUUAACUUGUCUUCUCUGUCCUUCCCUUUCUCUCUCUCUUUCUGUCUCUGGGCAUCUUUUUUGGAAACGAGUACUUCCAAGGACAUUGCUUUGUUUUCUUUCCCGAAACCCAUCCCCUAUUUUUUUGGGAGAUCCCCGGGAAGGCGAUUGGAAAGCAGAGAGCACGGUGUCUUCGAUUUUUGUCCCCAGCAAUUGUCCUCAGAAACCCACACAUGGAAUGAAUGUCUCUGACCCCAGAGCCUUGUCGAGGGGUCUCUCACCUGGACAGCAUCUUGGUGACUUCUGGACGAGUUUGUUUCUGCAGGCAGGAAAAGGCAAAGAGUGGAGAGGAAGGGACACGUUACUUUCUCUCCCCCUUCGAAUCCACAGUGACUUCUCUCGGUGAAAUGAAGAGGAAGGAGCGAGACGUUUCUUGCUGAAUUUGAGCUGGACAACAGUUCUCGGUGAAUUUGGGCUGCAGCGAGGCUCCUCUUCAGCUUUUAUUUUCUGCCCACACCGACAAAGCUCGCCUGGCCUGGAGGAAAGAGGCAGGGUGGAACCUUCUGUCGAAUACCCCGCGUUUUUGUUAGAAACCACAGCAAGCGAAAGAGACGCAAAGGGACCCAGGCGGCCAUGGAGGGCCCAGGCCGACCUGGAGGUUACCGCCAGAGCCGGAGGUCCCGCUCCCAAAGGGACAGGGACAGGAAGCUGGCCGGCUCUGGGGCUCGGGAGAGCAGGCCUUACUCCCCGUCCUCGGGCUCCGAGAGGGAAGCAGGAGAGGGCCCGGCUUCUGGGACAGGCCCAGGACUUGGCCUUGGCCUGGGCUCCGGGCCUGGCUCGUCCAGGCCCCGUCCCCCCCGGCGUAGGAGGAAGGAGUCGACGUCCUGCGAGGAGGACAUCAUCGAUGGGUUUGCUAUCGCCAGCUUCCCGAGCCUGGAGGCACUAGAGAAGGAGGCACUGCCCAAGCCUCCCGAGCGAGUGGAUGGACAGCGCAAGCCGCUGGAGAAGCGGAAACCCGAGGAUGCCAGGCCGAGCUCGCCGGGCGAGGGGCCAAGGAGAGCCGGCAGCUCCGACCGGGAGCAGAGCCGGCACAACGGCGACAGGGAUCACCAGAGCUCACCACCCACCAAAAAGGUCAGUGCUCUUCGGCACCGGGAUUCCCCGCUUCGGCCUGAGGGGGACACAUCCGGGAGGGAGUUACGGACUGGAAUCUGA
This is a messenger RNA of Rhincodon typus (whale shark), 1866 nucleotides long. Its product is annotated as autism susceptibility gene 2 protein-like. Lineage: Eukaryota; Metazoa; Chordata; Chondrichthyes; Orectolobiformes; Rhincodontidae. The coding region runs from base 1285 to 1866 and encodes 193 amino acids. The record is from RefSeq and is a predicted model, not a curated record. The transcript has 2 exons.